AUGGUGAUCAUCCUCGUAAUGCCACAAAGUUCUGGAUGCCUACCACCGAGCUCCGUCCACGCAGACCCUUUAAAAGGGACGGGGUCGGGCAUCUCCUGCGCAACGCGCGCAUCGCCUCCGUGGUUGAGUCCCGGCAUGUCCCAAAAGGUCACCUGCCGACCUCUGAAGGGUGACACCUUCACGGUGGAGGUGUCAGAUGAGGCGACGGUGGCUGACCUGAAGAAGUCAAUCUGCGAGAAGUUCCCAGAGAUGCUGGCGGAGCAACAAAAGCUUAUUCACCAGGGCAAGAUUUUGGUCGACGAGACACACGUGAAGGACAUUGGCAUUAAGGAGGGAGAGUUCGUGGUGGUCAUGGUGGCCAAGGCGAAGCCUCCCCCCGCACCGGCUCCGGCUCCUGCAGCGCCUGCACCAACGCCAGCGCCGGCGAGUGCCCCAGCUGCGCCAGCAGCAGUGGAUGCUGGAGCCGCAGCAGCUGCGACAGUUGUUGGCGGCACAGCAGCGGAGUCGACCGUCCAGCAGCUGAUGGAGAUGGGGUUCGACAGACCGCAGGUUGAGCGAUGUUUGCAGGCUGCUUUCGGAAAUCCUGACCGAGCUGUUGAGUAUUUGAUGAGUGGAAUUCCUGCUGGGGUUGGCAUGGCAGCUCCCGAGGCGGAGGGCGGCGAGCCAGCGCCGACCACGCCCGGAGGCGAGGCUCCAGCCACGGCCGGCGGGCCAGCCAUGACAGGCGCCUUUCCGGCCAUGCCGCCACCUGGAGCCGGUCGUGGAGGAGGUGGAGGCGGAGGCGGAGGAAAUUUGGCAGCCUUGGAGGAGCUGAGAAAUCACCCGCGCCUUCCUGAAUUGGCGCAAGCAGUGGCGGCUGAUCCGAACGUGCUCCCGCAGAUCAUAAUGGCGCUUCAGCAGAGCAAUCCGGCUUUGGUGCAGACCAUUCGGGAGAAUCCGCAAGAGUUCAUGCGACUUCUGCAGGGCGGCGCGGCCCCGCCGGCGGGAGGUGAGCAAGAUCCCGUCGCGGCCAUGCUUGCAGCAGCACAGGGUGGCGGAGGGGGUGGGGCUCCGGGCGCCGGCCAGCAGGUGGUGCGACUGACUCCGGAAGAGGGCGAAGCAGUUCGAAGGUUGACAGAGCUUGGCUUCGACAGAGGGAUGGCAGUGCAGGCAUACCUUGCAUGCGACAAAAACGAGGAGCUCGCCGCCAACUUUUUGUUUGAGAACCAAAUGAUGGAAGACUGA
This is a messenger RNA of Symbiodinium sp. CCMP2592, 1224 nucleotides long. Lineage: Eukaryota; Dinophyceae; Suessiales; Symbiodiniaceae. The record is from the annotation of a GenBank genome assembly.